AUGUUGAAAAGUCUUCUUGGACGAAGUUUAUUUUUUAAUGCGAAGAGAGGACUGCAGAAGGCGUCUGAUGCGGAGGUAACGAAUAUUUCGGAUAAAUUAUUCUCAAAAAUCCAAUUGGAAGUUCGAGGCCACGACAAAGCAGUGUUGCUGUCUUACACUAACUUUAUUAAGGUAGGUUAUUUUAUUUUUAGAUCUUUUUCCAUAUUUUUUUGUACAAGAAAAACAUCAUAAUUUCAGAAUGCAUGCCAAAAUCUGCAAAUAGAGACGUCUCGUGUCCGCCAUCUGAGGUAUCACAAAUGGAUUCAGCCCCUUCUUCGGGCUAAAUUUGCGAGAAAAAAGUAUAAACUCCAUUAUGAGAUCAGAACCCAGAUCAAACAGGUGGAUAUCUACAAUGUAACUGGAAGCACCUCCUCCACUUUCCUCGAAUAUGCUCAACGAAAUAUCCCUGAGGGUGUAGCCAUGAGAGUAGAUUACAACGAGAUCUGUGCGCUUCCAGAACCCCUCAGGAAAUCAAUCCAAAAUUAG
Molecule: messenger RNA, 525 nt
Organism: Bursaphelenchus xylophilus (pine wood nematode)
Lineage: Eukaryota; Metazoa; Nematoda; Chromadorea; Rhabditida; Aphelenchoididae
Source: the annotation of a GenBank genome assembly